AUGGUAGCAUUCCUUAGGGUUAGCGUGCCAGGUUACGCUGGUGGUUUAUCAGCGUCAUUGCCAGCUGGCGGUGGAGCGGCAUGGGAGCGCCUUGGCGCUGAACUCUUGCUGUCAGGCUUGGUGGCUGCUGCAUACUUCGCGGCCAUGGAGCGAAGAUGGACUGGCUCUGCACCUGUGUUACUUGGAGCUGCUUAUUGUGCUGCAAGCUUUGUCUCUAUGCCAUCCCUAAACCCAGCCAGAUCCCUGGGCCCUUCCUUCGUAUUAUCACGUUGGGACAGUCAUUGGGUGUGUUGGGUCGGAGGCCUUGGUGGGGGGAUCGCCAGUGCCCUUCUCCACGAGUGGGCAUCCAGGAAACCACGGGCCAACUCCAACUCAAGGGCGUCGUCACCAAGGGAUCUAGAUGAGCUGGACAAGCCAGCGUUCCCUUCGCACCAUCAUUACAGACACGCGUCCACGUACUGUUCAGCGACACCACGACCGGAUAACACUGAGCCGCUGUACUCGGGCUCCAAGUCUCUUUACUGUCGGUCACCACCACCUGCAAGGCACACUCUACACAGGUCUGAUGGAUCCUCAUGUAAAAUGUCUCAGUCUGUAUACAGUAAAACCAGUGCUGCAGCAGCUGGAUCACUGGUUGCGGCUCAAUCUUUGCUUUUACGGCCUCCAACUCAUACUGUCACAAUGAACCAGAAUGUACACAACGCCCAGCGUGACCCGCCUUAUGGCACCAACGUUAAUGUACGACCAGGACCAGCAGGUGCAGCUGUACAGGAACGUCGGGAGUCCGUAUACAGUGCGGGUACACGGCGGGGUCCUCUCUCUUCCGAAGACAGUGCGUACGGCAGCUACGGCCCCCAACAGCCUGCCUUGCCCCACGCACGUACUUUCAGGGCGCCUCUUCAUCCGGACCAUUACUAG
Molecule: messenger RNA, 918 nt
Organism: Pieris macdunnoughi
Lineage: Eukaryota; Metazoa; Arthropoda; Insecta; Lepidoptera; Pieridae
Source: the annotation of a GenBank genome assembly